This is a messenger RNA of Paramecium sonneborni, 2243 nucleotides long. Lineage: Eukaryota; Ciliophora; Oligohymenophorea; Peniculida; Parameciidae. The record is from the annotation of a GenBank genome assembly.
UUCAAAUAUUAAAAUGUCUGUCAGAGCCUUAUAUUAAUCAUAACAAGAAGUUGGUAGAAAUAUUAAAAGGUAAUAAAUAUUACAUAAAUAUUAGCUCAAAAAAAAAGUACACUUGGAAAUUUAGCAUUGAUGAUAAGGAUCACACAAUUGAAUUAUUUGUAUCAGGUUUGUCUGGUAAAAAGAAAGUAGUACAUAAUGGAAAAACUUUGAGAGAAGAAUCAUCGUAUUUCUAAUUUAAUUAUCUAUUAUUUUAGAGUUUUAGGAAGUUUUAAUUAUUCCAUGACCAUUUAAAGUAAUUUAUUAACAAUAUCUAAUAAUGGAGAUUUAUAUGACUUAAGAAUAAAUAACAUGUAAUUUAGUCAUCUUUAUCAUAAUGGUAAUUUAUAAUUUUUAAUUUAGAAAAAACAAAAAAAGAAUUUUAAUUUGAGGAUGGAUAUAAUGAUGGAAAUAAUUAAGAAGAUUAUUAUUCUAAAUUACCAAAACAACCUUCUAAAUAAAACAAACCAUUAUAUAAAGAAGAAGACUAAGGAUAUGAUUUUGGAUUAGUAGAUGGUAUUGAAAGAAUGGCUCCAGGAUAAAGAUUAGAAGAAUAAAAUGAGUUCAAUACUCAUUCUAAUUAUUAAUAAAAAUUAAAUAUUCAAUUUAAACCAAAAGAUGAUCCUUAUGCUAAAUUUAAUGAACCUAAACCUUAAUAAAGACAAACACAAUCAUUUUCUUAAAAACCAUAGCAACCAUAAGCCUAAUUUAAUUAACAAUAAAUUAAGAAUGAUUUUGCAGAUUUUGGAAACUUUCCAAAACCUCAAGCUCCAACCACUAGUGAUAAUGUUUUUAGCAAUUUUGGUUUUGGAUUCAAUGAAACUCAACAAUAACAAACUAAACCGCAAUAAUAAGCUUAAAAUUAAUUUUAAUAAGACUUUUUUAAAUAAAAUUCUUUUGGAGAUUUUUAACAACCAAAUCAAGCAUUUUUCUAACCACCUAUUCAAUAAUAAUAAUAAUAAUAACAACAAUACUAAUAAUAAUAACCAUAAUAAUAAUAAUAAUAAUAAUAAUAAUAAUAAUAAUAAUAAUAAUAAUAAUAAUAAUAAUAAUAAUAAUAAUAAUAAUAAUAAUAAUAAUAAUAAUAAUAAUAAUAAUAAUAAUAAUAAUAAUAAUAAUAAUAAUAAUAAUAAUAAUAAUAAUAAUAAUAAUAAUAAUAAUAAUAAUAAUAAUAAUAAUAAUAAUAAUAAUAAUAAUAAUAAUAAUAAUAAUAAUAAUAAUAAUAAUAAUAAUAAUAAUAAUAAUAAUAAUAAUAAUAAUAAUAAUAAUAAUAAUAAUAAUAAUAAUAAUAAUAAUAAUAAUAAUAAUAAUAAUAAUAAUAAUAAUAAUAAUAAUAAUAAUAAUAAUAAUAAUAAUAAUAAUAAUAAUAAUAAUAAUAAUAAUAAUAAUAAUAAUAAUAAUAAUAAUAAUAAUAAUAAUAAUAAUAAUAAUAAUAAUAAUAAUAAUAAUAAUAAUAAUAAUAAUAAUAAUAAUAAUAAUAAUAAUAAUAAUAAUAAUAAUAAUAAUAAUAAUAAUAAUAAUAAUAAUAAUAAUAAUAAUAAUCAUAAUAAUAAUAACAACAACAAUAAUAAUAAUAAUAUUAAUAAUAAUAAUAGCUGAUUGAGUAAUAAAAAGCUAAACUAAUGCCUUAAACUAAUUUAUUAGAUUUUGAAGAUGACAAACCAUAAUAAUAAUAAUAAUAAUCAACAAUUGCUUAAUAAUAACCAACAUAUUAACAAUAAUAAUAGUAAAUCCAAAAUUAAGUACCUUAAUUAAACUUCUAAUAUGCUUAACCUCCUCAAUAAUAAUAAUAACAAUAAAAAGUAUUACCAUAGGAUUUAUUGGAUGCUUUUGAUGAUCCUGAACCAGUUGUAUAAUAAUAAAAUCCACAAUAAUUACCAUAGUUCAAUAUUACUUCUUUGUAUUAAUAAUAAUAAGUAAAUAUUCCAAUUCAAUCAUCUAUUACAACAUAAUCCCCUCCAUAAUAAUAAUUUGUAAUUAUAUUUUUUUAUAAUCCAAUAGAAGUAAAGUCUACCAAACUAAUAUCAACCUUAACCAUUCAAUCAAAUGCCUUAGCAACCAUACUAGAAUCCUUAAAUUUCAAUUACCUAAUUAUAUAAUCAACCAUAAGCCUAAGUAAACAUGAAUAUACCAGUUUAAAUAAAUGUAAAAACUUAAUCAACUCCGUUUGAUGAUGUAUUUUGAAAUAAUAUAUACAGAAAAUUGGC